This is a messenger RNA of Dictyostelium purpureum, 1350 nucleotides long. Its product is annotated as cysteine desulfurase mitochondrial precursor. Lineage: Eukaryota; Evosea; Eumycetozoa; Dictyosteliales; Dictyosteliaceae. The transcript is spliced from 2 exons. Gene Ontology annotation, cellular component: nucleus; cytosol; mitochondrion. Gene Ontology annotation, biological process: [2Fe-2S] cluster assembly. Gene Ontology annotation, molecular function: cysteine desulfurase activity; pyridoxal phosphate binding. Bases 1 to 1350 code for a protein of 449 amino acids. The record is from RefSeq and is a predicted model, not a curated record.
AUGAAUAGAUCAAUUUUAAAACUAAUUAAAAAUAAUAAUUAUUUAAAAUAUAAUAGUAAAUCAGCUUUUAAUUAUGCAUCUACCCAAAGAAGAUCAUUUGCAACAAUUGGACAAGCUACCAAAAGUAAAGCAGAUGAAAAGAAACCAAUUUAUUUAGAUAUGCAAUCAACCACUCCAAUUGAUCCAAGAGUUUUGGAUUCAAUGUUAUCACUUUAUACUGAAAGCUAUGGUAAUCCACACUCAAAAACCCAUGACUAUGGUUGGACCUCAAAUGAUUUAGUCGAAGAUGCUAGAGAUCAAGUUGCCAAACUUAUUGGUGCAGAUUCAAAAGAAAUUAUAUUUACUAGUGGUGCUACAGAGUCAGGUAAUACAGCUAUUAAAGGUGUUGCAAGAUUUUAUAAAGAAAAGAAAAAUCAUAUUAUUACCACAGUCACAGAACAUAAGUGUAUUUUAGAUUCAUGCAGACAUUUAGAAAUGGAAGGUUUUAAAGUUACAUAUAUGCCAGUAAAAGAAAAUGGUUUAAUCGAUUUAGAAUUAUUAGAAAAGACAAUUACACCAGAAACCUCAUUGGUAUCUAUUAUGGCAGUUAAUAAUGAAAUUGGUGUUAUUCAACCACUUAAAGAGAUUGGUAAACUUUGUAAAUCAAAAGGCGUUUUCUUCCACACCGAUGCAGCUCAAGCCGUUGGUAAAAUCCCAAUCAAUGUAAAUGAAAUGAAUAUUGAUCUUCUUUCAAUUAGUGGACACAAAAUCUAUGGACCAAAAGGUGUUGGUGCCCUUUUUGUUAGACGUCGUCCAAGAGUUCGUAUCGAACCAAUUUUAACUGGUGGUGGUCAAGAAAGAGGUAUUCGUUCAGGUACAGUCCCAUCUACAUUAGCCGUCGGUUUAGGUGCUGCUUGCAGAAUCUCAAGAGAGGAAAUGGAACGUGACAGUAAAUGGAUUAAACAUUUAUACGAUCGUCUUUUAAAGGGUAUCACUGAAAAUGUACCAGAAGUUAAAAUCAACGGUGACCCAGAGAAGCGUUACUAUGGUAACUUAAAUAUCUCUUUCUCAUUUGUCGAAGGUGAAUCUCUCUUAAUGGCCAUUAAAGACAUUGCAUGCAGUAGUGGUAGUGCUUGUACAUCUGCCUCACUCGAACCAUCCUAUGUUCUUCGUUCAUUAGGUGUCGAAGAAGAUAUGGCACACAGUUCCAUCCGUUUUGGUAUCGGCCGUUUCACUACCGAAGAAGAAAUAGAUUAUACAAUCGAACUUUUAAAGACUCAAGUAGAAAGACUUCGUGAACUCUCACCACUUUAUGAAAUGUGGCAAGAAGGUAUCGAUUUAAAGACAAUCGAAUGGGAUCAAGGUCACUAA